Molecule: messenger RNA, 1020 nt
Organism: Colletotrichum phormii
Lineage: Eukaryota; Fungi; Ascomycota; Sordariomycetes; Glomerellales; Glomerellaceae
Exons: 1
Coding region: 1-1020 (339 amino acids)
Source: RefSeq, a predicted model, not a curated record
AUGAAAGUCCCCACUGCCCUCCUCCUGGCCCUCCUGGGCCUGACAUCCUCCGCCAUCGCCGAUGGAGGCAAGAAAAAUGGGAAAUUCCGAUGCCUCGACCGCAAACACUACCUUCACAACGUCGGAAAACGCUACCGCGAGGAAUGCACAGGCAUCGGAUCGACUGUCGGCUCCACCUCGGCCACCGGCCACUGCAGGAUUACGUGCGACCACCUCCCCACCUACGCCGAGUGGGCCAAGACCUACGAGAAGGACGUGAUUCAGAGGAAGCUGGAGAGGGAGCUGAAGGCGCAGCGGGAGAAGCAGCGGAUGGAGGAGCUCGCGAAGAAGCUUGGCGUUCCUCCUAUUCCUGAUGCUCUUGUCGAGGGUACGGCUGCUCCGCCCUCGAUAGAGACGGAGGAGACAUCUCCCGAGGAGCCUGCGAAUGUACUCUCUCCUCGCUUCGAGUCUUCUCCCAACCCCGAGAUCACCACGGCACCGACCCCAAAACCGGCAAAUGUCGAGAUCACAAACACAUCGACUAAGCCCUGCAAGCCCAAGAAGAUCUCUGGCUACGACCCUCUUUGCACCCUCACUCGCAGAAUCCCCCGAUACUCCAAUAGCCAAGCCGCGCACUCUUCCUCACUCCAGGCAGAGGCUUCUUAUCCUGCGAGAGCCUCGCGCUACAGCGCAUUGCUCAUCGAUGCCAAGCCUACCGCCGUGGAGAAGACUGCCACCGUCACCGCCACCGUCGAAAAACUUGUCACCAAAUGCACGUCGUCAGUAAAGCCUUCAACAACCAAGGCCUCAACCACCAAGGCUACAACUCACAAGGCCGCCGGUAACAACACCACUCCUACUCCGACAACCCGUCAAUCCUCGGUAAAGAAGCAGACGGCGGCGACGAGCACGGCUACUACCUCUUCGGCGAAGGCCACCAAGACCGUACAUGUAGCCUCCGAGGGCUCAUGCAACGCUAUCAUCUGGUCGAUGCUCGUGGCGUGGAUUGGUGUUCAGGUUCUGUUCCUGACAGUCAUGUAG